UAUAUCGUUGAAUAGUAUAUGAGCUGUUAAGUGUUAGAUAAAAUGGAAAAUCGUUGCACGUAAAAUUACUUGCCGACAUUUCUUCAUAACUAUCUGACGUGAACAGAGGACACGGUUAAAGAUGUUAAUUACCGAUGGAAGCGAUCUUGAAGGUGUUACGCGGGUUCAGGACAUAAAAUAUAUGAGGUAUCUGCGUAUUGUGUUGCGACCAAUCGGAGCAUGGCCCGGUCACGAGAUCGGUGAACCCAUAGGACAUUGGAAGAAGUACGGCAUUUUAAUGAUCGCCAACACUUGUAUGCUACUUCUUGGCGAAGUGCUAUACGUAAAAAACAGUUUUAAUCGUCUAUCAUUCGCCGAUAUGGUUAAUGACUAUAUUACUGUUUUUAUGACUAUUAUAUGCGUUGCUCGUAGCAUGACCAUUUACAAGAAACAAUAUAGUGAAAUAUUCAAGGGUUUCAUAACUGAUGUGCACCUGUUCAAUGGGAGAAAACAGUCAGCUUACGCGAUGAAGACACACCUAUCCAUACAUAAAUAUUCACAUUUCUUCACGUUUUACAUGAUAUGUCUUUUAUUGUUUGGUGACAUGUUUUUCUCUAUCGUCCCUAUUAUCAUGAACAUAAGGGCCGGGGGAUUCAAAGCUUCGCCCCCUAAAAAUUUGACAUAUGAAUUGUCUGUUAACUACGCUCUUCCUUUCGACUACCACCACAAUUUCAAUGGCUAUAUUGUGGUGUCAAUCUUCAACUUUUGCGAAACCCUUCUCGCUGCUGACUACUUCUGCAUCAUAGACUCCUACAUGGGAUUGCUCAUGUUCCACUUAUGGGGACACUUGAAGAUCAUUGUCCACGACCUUGAUUACUUCCCGAGGCCUCGAAAUGACAGUGUCGCAUUCUGUGGACGUUAUACCGACGAAGAAUUGCUGCAAGUGAGAGAAAAACUAAAGUCCAUCGCACAACACCACAAUCGGGUUUUAAAAUACAUAAAAGAUGUGCAAGAAACCUUCGGGCCGGCUAUAGCGCUGAGCUACGGUUUCUACCAGGUCACCCUGUGCAUUCUGCUCUUUGGGAGUUCACAACAGGGUCUCCAAGGGUUUAUACGUUACGCGCCUAUGACAGUGGCAUUACUGUCCCUACUGAUUCAGAUGUCUCUAACUUUCGAACUUGUUGGUUCAAUGAGAGAUCAAUUGAUAAAUUCUGUCUACGGAAUGCCCUGGGAAUGCAUGGAUGUGAGCAACCGAAAGUCAGUGUUGAUUAUAUUGCAACUAGUUCAACGACCUCUGGGCCUGAAAGCUGUGGGAAUGGUCGAGGUUGGCUGCAACACUAUGAUGACGAUAUUGAAAACAUCGAUAUCGUACUUCGCUAUGCUGAGAACUAUGGCAGUUGAUUAAAAUAUUAUGGCUACACUAUACAAUGCACAUUAUUCGACGACAGACUCCACUUUGAUGACUACCACUACUUUAUUUACUACAUAAUAACAGUUUGGUAUGGUCCUGGAAGAGAUUGCUCAUUGCAAUAUGGCCGAAUUUUGUACGUCCCUUUCUCAGUUUUCCCACUUCGUCGAUCUGAAACUUUAUUUUUGUUGAUCAUAUUUAUAUUGAUGUGCAUGUCUGAAACAGAUCAAUUAUUUUUAAUUCUGAACGUAACAUAUGCUAUUAUUUGCUUUUAUGCAAUAACAACUUUUGUAAGUGGCCAGUAACAGCCUGUUUGAUUCCAUCCGUUGCAGAAGAGCUUAAUAUUAUUGAACUGUAAUCUUACACUUUAGCUUAACAAUGAUUAAUUCUAGCAAUGUACCUAUUUUAUUUAAUUUCAUAUAUUAAAGCAUCUACCUUCACUCUGUAA
Plodia interpunctella (Indianmeal moth) is the source of this 1835-nucleotide messenger RNA. RefSeq lists its product as uncharacterized. The record is from RefSeq and is a predicted model, not a curated record. The coding region runs from base 122 to 1384 and encodes 420 amino acids. Gene Ontology annotation, molecular function: odorant binding; olfactory receptor activity. The transcript is spliced from 8 exons. Gene Ontology annotation, biological process: detection of chemical stimulus involved in sensory perception of smell; sensory perception of smell. Lineage: Eukaryota; Metazoa; Arthropoda; Insecta; Lepidoptera; Pyralidae. Gene Ontology annotation, cellular component: plasma membrane.